CUUUUAGUUUAAUUUCUCUGGUGAUUCAAACCAUAGGAACGAACAACACCGGUGAGCGUUGAACCCAAAAGACUCUACUUAAACCCUAAACCAGAUCGAUUCGAUGAUUGAACCUUACAACAAGCUGGUUAAACUAGCGGCGAGGGCUUUCUACGAUGAUCUAACGAGCAAAGGAGAUAAUCAGCCCAAAACGGGAAGGAGUGAUAACAGAGGAAUUGCUGUGGUGGUUCUUGAUGCGCUCACGAGACGACAAUGGGUUAGGGAAGAAGACUUGGCAAAGGACCUCAAAUUGCAUACGAAACAACUUCGUCGAACUUUGCGGUUCUUUGAAGAAGAGAAGAUCAUUACUCGAGAUCAUAGGAGAGAGACAGCAAAAGGUGCAAAAAUUUAUAGUGCCGCCGUAGCUGCUACAGCUGAUGGUCAACAGACAGGAAAAGAGGGAGAAGAAAAGGUCAAGCUGCACACGCACUCUUACUGUUGUCUAGAUUAUGCACAGAUUUAUGAUGUGGUUAGGUACAGACUGCAUCGCAUGAAGCAUAAGCUGAAAGAUGAAUUGGAGAACAAAAAUACAGUUCAGGAAUAUAUAUGUCCAAAUUGUGCAAAAAGAUAUAAUGCUUUGGAUGCACUGCGGUUAAUAUCUUUUGAAGACGAGGACUUCCAUUGUGAAAGUUGUAAUGGAAAACUAGAGAUUGAAAGUGAUAAGAUAGCUGCUCAAGAAGGGGGAGAUGGAGAUGAUAAUGCAAGAAGACGACGGCGUGAAAAGUUAAAGGACAUGCUUCAGAAGAUGGAGGUUCUUAUAUGA
Messenger RNA from Gastrolobium bilobum, 802 nucleotides. RefSeq lists its product as uncharacterized. The record is from RefSeq and is a predicted model, not a curated record. Lineage: Eukaryota; Viridiplantae; Streptophyta; Magnoliopsida; Fabales; Fabaceae. Gene Ontology annotation, biological process: transcription open complex formation at RNA polymerase II promoter; transcription initiation at RNA polymerase II promoter. The transcript has 6 exons. The coding region runs from base 104 to 802 and encodes 232 amino acids. Gene Ontology annotation, cellular component: transcription factor TFIIE complex.